AUGGAACAGUUAACCUCACGAGCUUUGCACUAUAUCACGACCGAGAACGAGAUAUCGAGCCGCCAUGGCGAUUUCCUGGUUAGCUCCGCAAAAGCCACGAUUCCAACUCAGCUCAGUGCACAGGUCCUGUAUCAGAUUCCUCUUGACAUGAACGGCGGUACUUGGAACUCUGGAGUCGAUUACACAAGAUCUGUCAAGUUACCACGUGUUACAGUCACAGCGCAUUGCUUGACUACAUACAACACACGGAACACGACAGUGGACACGCCAGUUGCCUACGCUCUCGACGGCGGUACUUCUAUUGGCAUAAUUUCUGAUCUCAAGGCCCUACUUCAGCACCUCCUCGACCACGGUAUCUCUCAAGAUACACUAGUCAACGCUAUGCCGCCUAUCUGGGUUGCUUCGCCUGAACCUGGCUCCUCCUCAUUUACUGGCAGUUUUAUCCAGAGCAACUGCGAUGGCCUCGAGCAAUUCACGAUUUCGGAUCUACUGCUCAACAAAUUCAAUGAAUCUGUGCUGUUGUCAAGUUCUUGUUUGUCUAUGAAGACUUGUACAGUAGCGGCUUUCUGGGAGCCGUCCCAACACGAACUUGCUACCGACAGCGGCUCAUGGGUGGUCCAUACGGGUUCGCUUUCGAGCCUGAGCAAUGGCUUACCCGAAGAAACACGGUCGAUCCAUGCAGAUCUCAACAGCAUCACUGGCCUGAGCACCCCUUCAUUUGGUGCCAUGUUAUCUAAAACUUCACGAGGUGACAGCACCAGGCUAGCCGCCGCGCUGGCUACCGUCUUCGCCGAGGUCCCUUGGAAAGAACAAAUACAAAGCGCGUCCUGGGAAAAGCAUUAUACGGUGAUUAAAAUUGCCUUGACGCGUUUUGGCUACGGAUACGAGACAUCUUCCGUAUCUGCACGCUUAUCGCUAACAGUCAUCAUGGCGUACUGCAUACUUGCUGUCGGAUACAUAACGUACAUGCUCAGUAGCGGCCACACAUCUACAGCAUGGAGUUCGGCAACUGAGAUCAUUGUUCUUGCAAUGCAGUCCAAGCGCAGUGAGCAUUUGCGCCACGUUUCGGCUGGCGUCAACUGUUUAGCAACAUACCAGGAGCCUGUGGGGAUACGAGUCAAUGAUCGCGAUCAUUUGGAACUAGUGUUCGAGCAUGAUCAAGGUAAUCAGUCGCGAAGUCUAAGAAGGGCUAGGCUGAACAAGGCGUAUUGA
This is a messenger RNA of Alternaria postmessia, 1212 nucleotides long. RefSeq lists its product as uncharacterized. The record is from RefSeq and is a predicted model, not a curated record. The transcript has a single exon. The coding region runs from base 1 to 1212 and encodes 403 amino acids. NCBI's taxonomy places the organism in Eukaryota, Fungi, Ascomycota, Dothideomycetes, Pleosporales, Pleosporaceae.